This is a messenger RNA of Saccoglossus kowalevskii, 2244 nucleotides long. RefSeq names its product thyrotropin-releasing hormone-degrading ectoenzyme-like. Gene Ontology annotation, cellular component: membrane; cytoplasm. NCBI's taxonomy places the organism in Eukaryota, Metazoa, Hemichordata, Enteropneusta, Harrimaniidae. Gene Ontology annotation, molecular function: peptide binding; metalloaminopeptidase activity; zinc ion binding. The record is from RefSeq and is a predicted model, not a curated record. Gene Ontology annotation, biological process: proteolysis; peptide catabolic process.
AUGGAGUCGCCAACAACGUACGAACACAGUGACGCGAUGGUUCCAGACCAAAAAAAUGCCUUCGUUUUCACUGGAAAUAUCCGAGUCAAAUUGGUACGUCGUUUGGGCUUCAUUUCAUCAUCACGACAUUGUCUUCGAAAGAGAGUCAGGUUCCUUUUGAUAAUGUCUUUUCUUAUUUUAACGUUGCUGCUGGUAAUUGGUGUCCGAUCGCCUAAUGUAAAUUCACCUCCUGACCGCCAAUCCGCGGAACUAUCAUUAAGUCGGCGUCUUCCUCUCGAUGUGAAGCCAACCAACUAUAAAAUAAAAUUAACACCAUAUCUAGACGAAGAGGACUUGGAACGCCUUUUCACGUUUGACGGGGAGGUGUAUAUAUUAGUGACCUGCCGUCAAAUGACCGACACUGUAACACUGCAUGCUGCCAGUCUUAGCGUUGACAUUGAGUCCAUCCAAGUCACGGACAUGAACGGUGAUGUAAACAUGGGAGUGGUCGCCACAAACAUUGUAUCCCAGUUUGACUUUUUCGUGAUAAACUUGAAGCAUUCGCUACAAGUUGGUCGCCAAUAUAUAAUGUACAUGAAAUAUUCCGGGAAUAUGACGACCGACAACAGGUGGCUGGGUUUUAUUGCAAGUUACAGUGGAACCAGAUAUAUUGCUUCCACACACCUGGAACCCACUUAUGCUAGGUCUGUAUUUCCAUGCUUUGAUGAGCCUUCGCUGAAAGCAACCUUUGACAUCACAGUGAAGCACAGACUGGGAAGAUCUGCGCUGUCCAAUAUGCCGAAUAUCAAGAAUCACACACAAGGGGAAUGGAAUACUGCAUACUUCAAUACAACAGUCGUUAUGUCAACCUACCUGGUAGCGGUAGUUGUGUCUGAUUUUGAAUGUAAAGAAGCUGUUUCUGAAGGUGUACAGUUCCGUGUUUGGUCCGCCAAAGAUGACUUAAAAGAUACUCAGUUUGCCUUGGAGAUUGGAAUGCAGUUUUUAUCAUAUUUUGAAGAUCUGUGGUACAUACCAUAUCCUUUGCCGAAGCUAGACAUGGUGAUAAUUGAUAUAGAUGGCAGUGGUGCAAUGGAAAACUGGGGUUUGAUAACAUUUAAUAGUCCUAUGGUGUUAUAUAAUAAAGUUAACGAUUCACUGUCACAACAAGUGACUGUUGCAAUGACAGUGGUUCAUGAAUUAACACACAUGUGGUUUGGUAAUAUAGUAACCCUUGAUUGGUGGGAUGACACGUGGUUGAAGGAAGGUUUUGCAGAUUUCUUUCAGUUUUGGGGAGUAGACCAUUUAAAACCAGGCUGGCAUGUAUAUGAAGAGUUCUAUCAAGAUAGGAUAACAUUCCAAGCAUUUUUAGCGGAUAUGGAUCCUGAUUCCCAGUCUAUUGUCGCACCAGCCGGAAAGUACAGACCACCUGUGGAACAGUUUGCUACAACCUCCUAUAAAAAGGGUGCUGCCAUGGUGAUGAUGAUGCAGACUUUCUUGGGAGAAGAGACGUUUUAUGAGGGUGUGCGGAAUUACUUAAUGCGUCAUUUGUAUGGCAGUGUCAAACGAACCGAUUUGUGGGCAUGCUUGACAGAGGCUGACAUAGGUAAAGGAGACACAGAUUUCAGAUCUCUGAUGGAGCCAUGGCUGCUAUAUCCUGGCUAUCCACUCGUCACUAUAUUAAGGCAGGGUAGUGUCAUAACAGUGGAACAGGAACAAUUCUUAAUACAACCUUUGAAAAAAAUCAGGUUGAAUAAAGAUGUCAGUGAUACGAUAUUAUGUACAGGAUUAAUACACAGCAGUGAAAGAGACUGGGUUGCUGCCCUCGCAGUGCUACUGAAAAGUAAUAAUAACAGGUUGUCUGUGAACUCCAGAAAAUCUUUAGCUUGCAGUAGAUUACCUGUGGUUUUACAAAGAUACAUGGAGCAGUCCACACAUGCCGGAGACUUUGCCGAUAUUAUUGGUGAUGUGCGGGAUUCAUCACCGAUGGGAUUUCAGAUAGCUUGGAAUUACACCCUGGAAAACUUUGAUACUCUCAGCAAAAUUGAUAAAGCCAGUACAUAUGAUUUACUAUGGAAGUUUGUUAAUCACAUGAACUCAGACAAAGAUCUAGACAAUUAUAAGAAUUUAAGAAGAUACAUAACAAAAGAUAUGACUGAUGAUUAUUAUAAACAAUAUGCAGUGAUAAAUGGGAAUAAAGAUUGGAUGAAAAUGAAUUAUCAGGAUGUUGCUGAUUUUCUGAAAAAUAAAAUACCGUCUGUUACCUAG